CUAAACCGUGCCCCUGAAAUACACAAUAAGAUAGAAUGAAUUUAUAAAAUAAAACAUAAAAAAGUUCCUUAGCCCUAAUCUCUCUUACCCACCAUUUCUGCUAUGAUUCAACAGAUUUGAUACUGGGUUGAAACUCUUCGGUGCUGAUUGUAUGAUCAGAGGAUUUUUGCCAAGCAGCAAAUAAAUAGAAGCAGGAAACCCGUUCACAUGGAGAAAGAAGCGAUUGCAGCAGCAUCCCAAGAGGUUUCACAGGAAUUCAAAACCCUAAUUGAUUCAGAUGCUUUGGAUUCCAUGAAGCAGUUACAGCACACUAUAUUAGGGCGCCUGCAAGACAGUAAUGCCGUCCUUUCUCAUUUUAAUGACUAUUCAGAGCAAUGUUUUGCUGAGGUGUCCGGUGAUCUCUCUGCAAAUACGCGCCUCUUAAAGUCAAUGAAGUCAGACCUUGAUUAUAUAUUUCAAAAACUGAGGAGUCUAAAAGCAAAGAUCAAAGCCACAUAUCCCGAUGCAUUCCCAGACGAUUCAACGUUAGAAGCACUCGAUGCACGACCAGAUCUAGAAGUACCUCGGUAAAACUGUAUUUAAUGUUUUUUUUCCUUUUCAACUUCUUUCUGUGACAUUGUUAACUUUCUGUUGACGUAACGUGCCGCUAUUGUCAGAAACCAUGUAACCUACUUAUUGUAGAAGUGAGGUGUUAUUAUUGAUGGUUGUACUUA
Messenger RNA from Helianthus annuus (common sunflower), 713 nucleotides. RefSeq names its product kxDL motif-containing protein 1. Gene Ontology annotation, biological process: lysosome localization. Bases 208 to 570 code for a protein of 120 amino acids. Gene Ontology annotation, cellular component: BORC complex. Lineage: Eukaryota; Viridiplantae; Streptophyta; Magnoliopsida; Asterales; Asteraceae. The record is from RefSeq and is a predicted model, not a curated record. The transcript has 4 exons.